CUCGUUACGCCCUCUCAUAGUAAACCCUAGAUCUCUUUGCCUCCUCGCCUCCUCCGUCUUUUUAUCUUCGUCUCCCUCUCUCUCUCUCUCUCGCGCGCGCACCUCUUGCUAAGCACUAUCAUGGCGGCGGAGACGGAGACCUUCGCUUUCCAGGCUGAGAUCAACCAGCUCCUCAGCCUCAUCAUCAACACCUUCUACUCCAACAAGGAGAUCUUCCUCCGUGAGCUCAUCAGCAACUCCUCCGAUGCCCUGGAUAAGAUCCGGUUCGAGAGCCUCACGGACAAGAGCAAGCUCGAUGCGCAGCCGGAGCUCUUCAUCCACAUCAUCCCCGACAAGGCGUCGAAGACGCUCUCCAUCAUCGACAGCGGGAUCGGCAUGACUAAGUCCGAUCUCGUGAACAAUCUCGGCACGAUCGCUAGAUCGGGGACGAAGGAGUUCAUGGAGGCGCUCGCCGCUGGUGCCGAUGUUAGUAUGAUCGGUCAAUUCGGUGUUGGCUUCUACUCGGCCUACCUUGUCGCCGAAAGGGUCGUCGUGACCGCCAAGCACAAUGAUGAUGAGCAGUACGUGUGGGAGUCGCAGGCCGGAGGAUCCUUCACUGUUACUAGGGAUACCUCGGGAGAGAACCUUGGGAGGGGAACCAAGAUCACCCUCUUCCUCAAGGAAGAUCAGUUGGAAUACCUUGAGGAGCGCCGUCUUAAGGAUCUGAUCAAGAAGCACUCCGAGUUCAUUAGCUACCCCAUCUCCCUAUGGGUUGAGAAGACCACUGAGAAGGAAAUCUCUGAUGAUGAGGAUGAGGAGGACAAGAAGGAUACUGAGGAAGGCAAGGUCGAGGAUGUUGAUGAGGAGAAGGAAGAGAAAGAGAAGAAAAAGAAGAAGAUCAAGGAAGUGUCCCAUGAAUGGUCCCUGGUCAACAAGCAGAAGCCCAUCUGGAUGAGGAAGCCUGAGGAGAUUACCAAGGAAGAGUAUGCUGCCUUCUACAAGAGUCUGACCAAUGACUGGGAGGAGCACCUUGCAGUCAAGCACUUCUCUGUGGAGGGCCAGCUCGAGUUCAAGGCUGUCCUCUUUGUUCCCAAAAGGGCUCCGUUUGACCUCUUUGACACGAGGAAGAAGCUCAACAACAUCAAGCUCUAUGUCCGCCGUGUCUUCAUCAUGGACAACUGUGAAGAGCUGAUGCCAGAGUACCUGAGCUUCGUUAAGGGUAUUGUUGAUUCCGAGGAUCUGCCCCUUAACAUCUCCAGAGAGACGCUGCAGCAGAAUAAAAUCCUCAAGGUCAUCCGCAAGAACUUAGUCAAGAAGUGCGUUGAGCUCUUCUUUGAGAUUGCCGAGAACAAGGAGGACUACAACAAGUUCUAUGAGGCGUUCUCCAAGAACCUCAAACUUGGCAUCCAUGAGGACGCCCAAAACAGGUCGAAGCUCGCGGAGCUGCUGAGGUUCCAUUCCACCAAGAGUGGUGAUGAGAUGACCAGCCUCAAGGACUAUGUCACAAGGAUGAAGGAGGGCCAGAACGACAUCUACUACAUCACUGGUGAGAGCAAGAAGGCUGUCGAGAACUCCCCCUUUCUAGAGAAGCUGAAGAAGAAGGGCUACGAGGUCCUCUUCAUGGUUGAUGCUAUCGAUGAGUACGCAGUGGGCCAGCUGAAGGAGUUUGAAGGGAAGAAGUUGGUGUCUGCAACCAAGGAAGGUCUCAAGCUCGACGAGAGCGAAGAUGAGAAGAAGAAGCAAGAAGCCCUCAAGGAAAAGUUUGAGGGGCUAUGCAAGGUGAUCAAGGAGGUGCUUGGUGACAGGGUGGAGAAGGUUGUGGUGUCUGAUCGUGUAGUCGACUCUCCAUGCUGCUUGGUGACUGGGGAGUACGGGUGGACGGCCAACAUGGAGAGGAUCAUGAAGGCGCAGGCGCUGAGGGACUCGAGCAUGGCUGGGUACAUGUCAAGCAAGAAGACUAUGGAGAUCAACCCGGAGAACCCCAUCAUGGAGGAGCUGAGGAAGAGGGCUGAUGCUGACAAGAAUGACAAGUCGGUGAAAGACCUUGUGAUGCUGCUGUUCGAGACUGCCCUCCUUACCUCUGGCUUCAGCCUCGAUGACCCCAACACCUUUGGCAACAGGAUACACCGCAUGCUGAAGUUGGGUCUCAGCAUUGAUGAGGAAGAGGUGGCCAAUGAGGACACCGACAUGCCCCCCCUGGAGGAUGAUGCUGGGGAGAGCAAGAUGGAGGAAGUUGACUAAGAAUCUACUGCUUUACUUUAUUGCCUAAUAGUCAGUUCUAAAUUUUAAUGACUUGUUAUCUUAGAUGUGACGAUUUUGGAUCUUUAGUUUUACAUAUCUAUGUUGGAUGAGGUCAGCUUCGCUUUAGCCUGCAAUAGGGGCCUCGCUGUCUAUUGUUUUGUUUGAAUGUGCUUAGACACUAUGUUCCUUAAGAGUGAGUUUAGUUGGUGGUUUCUCUACUAUGCUUCCAUACUCUCGUGUUACUUAAAUGGAUGUCCUACAUUCCUGCUA
This is a messenger RNA of Ananas comosus (pineapple), 2490 nucleotides long. RefSeq names its product heat shock protein 81-1. The transcript is spliced from 3 exons. The record is from RefSeq and is a predicted model, not a curated record. Gene Ontology annotation, molecular function: ATP hydrolysis activity; ATP binding; ATP-dependent protein folding chaperone. Gene Ontology annotation, cellular component: protein-containing complex; perinuclear region of cytoplasm; plasma membrane. Gene Ontology annotation, biological process: protein stabilization; protein folding; cellular response to heat. Lineage: Eukaryota; Viridiplantae; Streptophyta; Magnoliopsida; Poales; Bromeliaceae. Bases 121 to 2220 code for a protein of 699 amino acids.